AUACAUAGUUUGAUUGAUUCUUUUGUAUUUAGUCUCUUAGUUUUCUAUCCAUCUUCUCAAUAGUCUUUUAUAGUCUUUUCAAUAGUUGAACUGCAAAAUGUUCGUAUCUCGACGCUUAGCAGUGAGUGCACAGUUUCGCCAACUCGCCUACCAACCAAGAGCAAUUCCCAUUCAAACCAGCUCAUUCUCAACAUCAAGAUGCCAUGACGCAAUCUCCAAUUCCCUAAGGCAGAAGGCCCAACAGAACAACCAACAAUUCAAACUCGACAACCUCUUCAAUGUCAGAGACAAAGUUGCACUCAUAUCCGGCGGUGGAACCGGCAUAGGCCUAAUGGCCACACAAGCACUCGCAGUCAAUGGCGCAAAAGUCUACAUCACAGGCCGUACAGAGGAGAAAUUGAAUCGCGUGGCCGAACUAUAUGGCGAAGAUAUCCCCGGCUCUAUUAUACCCGUACCGGCCGAUAUCACAUCUAAGGAGUCGAUUAAGAAGCUCGCGGAUACUAUUUCACAGCGUGAAUCUCAUCUGUCCAUAUUGAUUAACAAUGCUGGUAUCUCAAGCCACACGCAGACGACGGAGCAUGACAACGCCAGUGAUCUACGCAAGAGCCUUUUCGACGACCCCGAUGCAACGAUAAAAGACUGGGAGAAUGUAUACCGGACCAACGUCCCGCAGCUCUUCUUCAUGACAACCACAUUCCUGCCUCUCCUCGAAAAUGGCUCAAAGGCGCAUCAUGGCUGGUCCAGCACGGUCAUCAACAUCUCUUCCAUCUCCGGAAUCGUCAAGACAGCACAGCACCACUUCGCAUAUAACGCAUCCAAAGCCGCUGCAGUCCAUCUAACCAAGAUGCUCGCAAACGAAAUCAGCGGCUCACCGGAAGAAAGACUACCGAUAAGGAUUAAUAACAUCGCACCCGGUGUGUUUCCGAGUGAAAUGACCACCGGGGAGAGUGAUGAGAUACAGAAGAGUUCUAUCCCGAAGGAAAAGUAUGAGAAGAAGGUUCCCGCGAGACGGCCAGGGAAGGAUGGGGAUAUGGGAAAUGCAGUGUUGUUUACGGCGACGAAUCAGUAUCUGAAUGGACAGACGGUGGUUGUUGAUGGGGGUUAUGUGUUGGCUGCUGGGUCGGUUUAAGGUGGAUAGCUUUGGUGAGCGUUGCCUUAGAUGUAUAUAGAAUAAGUGUGUUUAUAACCUGGAUAGCAAGAAAUUGAAGGAACGCGGC
Molecule: messenger RNA, 1217 nt
Organism: Aspergillus ruber CBS 135680
Lineage: Eukaryota; Fungi; Ascomycota; Eurotiomycetes; Eurotiales; Aspergillaceae
Product: SDR family NAD(P)-dependent oxidoreductase
Exons: 2
Coding region: 98-1129 (343 amino acids)
Molecular function (GO): oxidoreductase activity
Source: RefSeq, a predicted model, not a curated record